Saccostrea cuccullata (small rock oyster) is the source of this 4642-nucleotide messenger RNA. Its product is annotated as 1-phosphatidylinositol 3-phosphate 5-kinase-like. The record is from RefSeq and is a predicted model, not a curated record. Gene Ontology annotation, cellular component: cytoplasmic vesicle; vesicle membrane. Gene Ontology annotation, molecular function: 1-phosphatidylinositol-3-phosphate 5-kinase activity; 1-phosphatidylinositol-5-kinase activity; metal ion binding. Gene Ontology annotation, biological process: neutrophil chemotaxis; regulation of reactive oxygen species biosynthetic process; phagosome-lysosome fusion. The annotation marks the transcript as partial. NCBI's taxonomy places the organism in Eukaryota, Metazoa, Mollusca, Bivalvia, Ostreida, Ostreidae. The transcript is spliced from 29 exons.
CAGACGAGACUAAAUGACAUGUGAACAGAACGAACUAUAAAUGAAUAUGGUUCAGCUUAAAUAUCAAGAAUGUAAAAAUGGCCAUUUGUUUUUAAGAAAAUGGCUGUAGUUUUUCAUCAAUCCUAGCACCAUGUCACAGUGGGAUCCACUACCCACCACACUUACAACCUUUGGACCUCUGAGUUCUGAAGAACAACAAUCCUCCGGUUUCCUGUAUAAGCUUCUAAAAAGGACACAAAGAGAUGAUAAGGAAAGUUCUAAGUCAUCCAGCAGCUCGCGUGAAGUGUCUGUAGAAAGGGAGAAGACUCUUCCAACAGUAGUCCCAGAAUCACUCAAGAAACAAACAGAUAAUGAGGGAGGGAGUGAUGAGGACAGUGGGAGGAGUCGAGCAUCCUCAGGCAGUGAGUAUACUCGACAGACAUCCAUCACCAUGCAGCAAAUGGCCAACAGAACUCGAUCCAGUGUUCUCACUCGCCUCAGUAAAAUCCUGGAGGGGAGGAAUGUGACCCCUCAAGCAUAUAAGGACAGUGACUUUAAGCAGUACUGGAUGCCUGACAGCAGUUCCAGAGAGUGUUAUGAUUGUGGUGACCGAUUCACCACCUUUAGACGGCGGCAUCACUGUCGAGUGUGUGGACAGAUAUUCUGUAGUAGAUGCUGUAAUCAGGAACUACCAGGACGCAUCAUAGGCUAUAAAGGUGGUAUCCGUGUUUGUACAUACUGCGGUAAGGUGGCUCUCAGUGCCUUGCAGACAGAACCCACAGGGAACAUGCAUGUAGAGAGUGAUGAACUGGGUAACUCCACUGAAAUAGAGCAGUCUUCUCACCAGAUCUGGGGCACCAAAGGGAGCAGAUUAUCCACAGACCAAGGCUCCUUAAGAGGUAUAAACCCAAACUUCACCAGUCAGGAAUCAGUGACAGACUUCUGUACGGAGCACAUCGAUGCCAUUGAUCCUAAAAUCCUGGAGGACUCUGCACAGCUACGAGAGUUAUGGCGGAAGCUUUUGGAUCCUGUAUCUGGUGUAGAAAUGCAGAGCCACCGAGUCAAACUCAGCACAUACAGAAACUGUGUCAGUGGGAAUCGUGUGGUGGACUGGCUUAUGAGGAAUGAUAAGGUGGCUCAAAGAUUACAGGCUGUUGCUAUAGGACAGGCUUUGUUAGAUGCUGGGUUUCUAGAAACUAUUGCUGGUCAACCAAAAGUGUUUCAUGAUGAUUUCACUCUGUACAAGCCUUCAGAGACCUCCCCCGUAGAUCCACCCCAGAUAGAUGUGAAAGAUGUUGAAUCUUCAGAACAGAGUAUGGAGCCAGAAUGGUUCAAAUCCAUACAGUCAGAUAUGUCUAUUGAAGAAUUUUCAGCUUCAGAAGACUUCACUGAAUCUAAGGAUCCAAGGGCCUUGAAGAAAAAGAGUUCCUUUACAGUUAGUCAGGAUUAUAGAACAAAUAGCUCUAAGCAAGACAAUGAUGGUGUGGAGUUUGAACCUCUACCUAGGACUGACUUAGAGGGACUAGGAGGCCAGGAUGAUUUGAUAUCAGAUUCCAUGUUUACCAGUUCUCAGACUGUCACAGCAGAACAUCUGUCCAGUAUGAACAGAGGGUGGAGGCACAUUGAUGCACUGAGAGAGGAAAAUGGAGAGAAAGCAGCUUUCAUAAAACUCAGGGAUGCCCACAAAGACCACCUGCGAGAUUUGGCCAGUCAGAUGUUGACACAGGAGGGACUGUCCAAGUCCUGGCUGGACAUCAUACUGGGCACAGCUGACCGUAUCAGUCGUUAUGUUUGUCCUGAUGUGAGAGUAGAGAAUGACCACAUGGACAUUAGGAAAUACAUCAAGUUCAAAAAGAUCCCAGGAGGCAACAAGGAACAGACAUGUAUGAUUCAUGGGAUGGUGUUCACCAAAAAUAUUGCCCAUAAAAAAAUGGCCAGUCAAAUUACCAACCCCCAGAUCCUACUGAUGAAGGGCUCUAUUGAAUACCAGAGGAGGAUUAACAAAUUCUCAUCUCUAGAGCCUCAAAUAUUACAGGAGGAAGAGUUUUUGAGGAACAACAUAACUAAGAUAGCCUCCCUGAAGCCCCGCCCAGACAUACUUGUAGUGGAGAACACAGUGUCUCGUCUGGCCCAGGAAUUCCUGUUACAGGAGGGCAUCACACUUAUCUUCAAUGUUAAAAUGAGUGUGUUGGAAAGACUAGCCAGAUUUACCCAAGCCUGUAUAGUGCCAUCAAUUGAUAGCAUCGUGAGUGGACCAAUCAUCUUAGGCUUUUGUCACAACUUUAAGCUCUGCCACUUCACACUCCCUCAUGGUGAGACAAAGACCAUGCCUUGUUUUGAUGGCUGUGCUACACAUCUAGGAUGUACAGUCACACUUAGAGGGGGAACUGUUAGUGAACUUAAAAGGCUGAAGAAGAUAAUGAAGUGGAUGGUGUUUGUCUCCUACCACUCCAAACUGGAAAUUUCAUUCUGUAUGGAUGAGUUUGCUCUACCAGUCAAUAAGGCCCAGACCAAUGCUGUAUCCCCUGGUAUGGACGACCUGUCUGGCUCAAUGGAGGUCCCCCAGCCACCGUCCUCAAGGCAGCAGGCUACCCCUGACGAGAUGGUUCCCAUUCCUGAGGGGCAGGAAGAAGUGGAGGGACUACCUGUGGUUCCCAGUGGGAUUAACAUGUGUGAUGUGGAGAAAGGGAAGGGCAUGAAUGAGGAAGGAUUGAAGACGGUGAAAAGUUUUAGUGAAAUAAAAGAAAGUGAGGUGGUUGUAGAAAUUCAGGAUUUUGAAAAUCAGGACAAUGCAAGUAAAGCUAAAGAUUCAGAGAAUGUAAAGGAAAAGAAGGCAGAAGAGGUGGUCAUCAUUCAAGAGGAAAGCCCAACUGUUCUCAUUGAAUCAGACAGGAUUGUGAUUCAGCCUGACAGCAGUGUGGGUGUACCUGUAGAUCAAGUGAGUGAAAACACCUCGGAGAAUCACGGAGGUUAUAAAAUGUUUACCAGAGGAAGUCGGCCAUCGUCUGCCAAACACCCUGUGGGACUGGAGAUAUCUGAUCAGUCCGAUCCGCUGUAUAAUUACCAGAAAAACAAAGACGAGACAAUCUUCUACAGCUCCCACACACUCCAGGAGAAAUCUCUGAAACACUGUCAGAAAUUCAACAAACUUUUAAAAGAGGUCAUUCUUUCCAGUUCGCCAUUCAUCAAUUAUGAAUUGCCCUAUCUGGAGACAGAGGAAGGGUCUAUGUGCAACAACAGGAAGUUUUUCCCUGAGGAGAUUUACUGGUCCCAGUACUUUGAGUCAGAGAAUCAACAGGAGAAGAAAAAGAGUAAGAACAUUGACUACCAGUCCCCCGUGAAGAAGCCGGUGUUAGAGUGGUCCAGGGUGGAGGUGGUAGAGGCCCACCCUCUAGUGGUCAGUCAGCUCUGUCUCCCUAUCACAGACAAGUCAAUGCAGGACAUGCUGGCUGACUUUAGAGCAAGAGGAGGGAGAUUAAAACUAAACUAUGACAAGCUACCCAAGGGACCUGUGAUAUCUUAUGACAAAAAAGUUGCUGUGCCAUCUAGUGAUAAAGCUGUCACUCAGAAUGGGACACUUAAACCUAAAGAAGUGGAAAGCCCCAAAAGGAUGCCUACUAAGCUUGAUUGCCUGGACUUUGCCCAGCAUCAGAGAUUGGUGGUUCUACUCAGCAGUUAUUCUGAGAAGUCAGAGAACCACCCCAUGCCUUGUCUUCCUCCUCAAUUAAUUACAAUGGAAUUUUAUGGAAGCCAGGACAUAACACUUGGUGGAUUCCUUGAAAAGUUCUGUUUCAGGGAAUCCUACUCCUGUCAGCCCAACGUGUGUACUUCAGCUACCUGUGAUGUCCCUAUGUUGGACCAUGUUAGAAGGAUCAUUAACAGCAAUGGUGCCAUUUAUAUCUCCCUGAGAAAACUUCCCAACUGUGUUCCUGGGGGAGAGAAGGCACUGAUGAUGUGGAACUGGUGUAGGAAAUGUAGACAGGCCACACCUCUUGUUCCUAUGAGUAUGGACAGCUGGAACAUGUCUUUUGCUAAGUACUUAGAGCUUCGAUUCCAUGCAGCCUCCUUUGUCAGAAGGGUGGGGUCAGAGCCAUGUAGUCACUCCUUACAUCAUUUCUUCAGUCAGUACUUUGGACACAGAAACAUUGUGGCUACCUUCAAAUACUACCCAAUAAGCAGAAAAGAAAUUGUUCUUCCUCCACCAAUCAUAAGCAUUGAAGAUGGAAUGCAAAAAUCUCAUUGGACGAGACUCAAAGAUGAAGUCAGAUCCCUAACUUCAAAAUGUACAGACAUGUUUGCUUCUAUUCACACCACCAUUGUGAACACUAACUGUGAUGCCCAUAAUGAGACCCUAAGUAAACUCAUCACAGACUACAAGGCCAUUAUUCCAACAGAGAAAAGCAGAAUAAAAGACUUGGCGGAUAACACAAGACAGUUGCUAGCAGAUAUCUGGGUAGAUAUUGACAGUGGCACUGACACUAGAGAUAUAACAGAACAGCUUUAUCUAAUGCAGGAUAAUGUUGUUAGAAUAAAACGACUUAUAGCAGAUGCCAUACACAACUGGAACCUCAAGUUACAAGAGCUGAUAACCCAACAAAAGAAAUUCAACAAACAGGCCAGAAAAGAGGCAACACCACCCCCACAGGAAGAUGACAGCAAACUG